GCCAGGCAGCGGCGCGGCUCGGGCGCGGUGGGUGCGGGCCGGGCCCGGCGCGGGGCGGCUCCCGGGCAGCGGGCCGUGAGGGGCGGCGGGGGAACUGCCCUGGCGCGGGAGCCGAGCGCGGGGAGAGCUGCGAGGGAAACGCGGCUCCCACUGAGCCGGUGGUGACAACUGGCGCGAGGAGGUUUGAACAAGAAGGCGGGGCGGUAAAAGCGGCCCCGAGCGUUUGCGCUGUGAGCUCCCCCUGCUGCCAUUGGCUCCCGUGGCCUGACGCCGCCGCUGUUCCCGCCAGGUUCGGUACGGCGCUAUGGGUAAUGCACCGGCGGAAGAUGAAGUAACGCUCUUUGAAAGAGCUAUGAAAGAGUUUUGGAUCCAGUUUAAAAUCAGUUAUGGCACUGAACAGAACAAUCAGACGUCAGCGCUGAGAGAUUUGUGCAAGGAGACUUUAGAAGCUCUUUCAGAGCAAUGGUCCAAGAAGCUGAAAGAAGAGGAUCUGAUGAUUGACAAAAUUCACGAGUAUAACAAUGAGAUUCUCCAGCAGAGCAAAUACGUAGCAGAAAAGGAAGAGCAGUUGACAGAAAUAAAAUCAAAGCUAAAUCAAGAACAAGAGCAGCAGAAGAACUUGACUGACAGCAUCCAAGAGCUUAAAGAAGAGUUGAUGAAGAAAAUGGAAAUAAAAUCUUCUAAAAAUAAAGCUGCCAAGGAGAAAGUGGAACAAGUGAGCAAGAUUAAAACAUUGUUUAAAGAGCAUCUUGCACUGGAGAUGCGUAGAAUUCCAGAUGAGCAAUUACAGUUUAUAUUCAGACACAUUGACCACAAAGAUCCUGAUAAGCCAUACAUGUGUACUGUUUCCAUAAAUGAACAAGGGGACUAUGAAGUGACUUCCUGUACUCCUCCUCUGGACUGUAUCGCAGAGUUACAGCUUAAACUGAGAGAAACUAACAAUUUUUCUGCAUUUGUUGCCAACAUCAGAAAAGCUUUCACUGCUUUAUCAUAUAAACAGUCUGCAUGAAACUGGUUUGUACCUCUCUUUCUGGCUGUAGAGCACUCUUACUCCCUUCCUGUUGCUAAAAUGGUGUAUUUAUCCAUGUCUGACUCCUAAUUUCUAAAUAAAGAUAGUGAAAGCAGUA
Messenger RNA from Pyrgilauda ruficollis (rufous-necked snowfinch), 1127 nucleotides. RefSeq names its product SPC25 component of NDC80 kinetochore complex (gene SPC25). The coding region runs from base 305 to 1009 and encodes 234 amino acids. Lineage: Eukaryota; Metazoa; Chordata; Aves; Passeriformes; Passeridae. Gene Ontology annotation, cellular component: Ndc80 complex. The transcript is spliced from 6 exons. Gene Ontology annotation, biological process: chromosome segregation. The record is from RefSeq and is a predicted model, not a curated record.